Messenger RNA from Fusarium keratoplasticum, 1059 nucleotides. Its product is annotated as PKS-ER domain-containing protein. The transcript has a single exon. The coding region runs from base 1 to 1059 and encodes 352 amino acids. Gene Ontology annotation, molecular function: oxidoreductase activity, acting on NAD(P)H. The record is from RefSeq and is a predicted model, not a curated record. NCBI's taxonomy places the organism in Eukaryota, Fungi, Ascomycota, Sordariomycetes, Hypocreales, Nectriaceae.
AUGGCCAACAAUACCAAAGCACUCUUUGUGAAUCAAAAUGUCCAAUUCGAGGUCAUUCAGAAGCAAGAACCCCCAAAACCUGCAGAAGGCGAAUUGUUGAUCAAAGUUUUAUUCUCUGGAGCCAACCCGGCCGAUAUCAAGCAUUCAACUGAACUUGGCAUCAUCAACACCACCCUUGGCUACGACUUUUGCGGCGAGGUUAUUGAGAUCACCAACCCAGAUUCACCUUAUAAAGCAGGGGAUAUAGUGGCCGGUUACACGCCGUCUGGCCUGGGUCGAUCUCCCAACUAUGGCUCUCACCAAGCUUACCUGACUUGCCCCGAGACUAUGCUCUUCAAGGUCCCUGACAACUUGCCCCAGUCUGAUGCGGCGUGUCUUACUGUCGUCACCAUGACGGCCGCUGAUGCACUUUACAAUCACCUUGAGUUUCCCCUCCCCGGAGAAACUGAGAAAUUUGAGAAGAAUGGCCCUUUCUUGCUCUGGGGUGCUACGGGAGCUGUCGGGUACUGUGCCCUUCAGUUUGCUGUUGCAAGCGGCAUCUCUCCUAUCAUCGUCGCGGCGAAACCUGAACAGUUCGAGCACCUUGAAUCUCUUGGAGCCACGAAAUGUUUUGAUUACAGGGCAGAGGAUGUAUACGAAUCUAUCAGCACGGCGUUGAAAGAACUGGGUUACGACGACUUUACAUAUGCAUUUGACGCUGCGGGAGCUCCCAACUCGGGAGACCAAGUCCUUCGAUGCAUUUCAGAGAAAACUGUAGCCGCCUCGACUCUGUUUAGGGAGAGCAAGCAGUUCAAAUUCCCAAUCGCUACGCCAAACCUCGACUUUACCAUUCAACCUCCAGGAGUACCACAUCCGUUCACCGUGCCUGCGAGACCCGCCGACUAUGAAAAGGCUUGGGAGGCUUUGGCAUGGGCUGUUGAGAAUUAUGGAAAGGUUUUUAGGUCUGUGCCGGUUCGUGUGUUGGAUGGAACGGCUGAGGAUGCGCUAGAGGAGAUUCAACGUGUCGUCAAGGUUGGAGGGGGUUUCUCCAAGAUUGCUCUUCAGCAGCCUAUGAAGUGA